Acaulospora colombiana is the source of this 516-nucleotide messenger RNA. The record is from the annotation of a GenBank genome assembly. NCBI's taxonomy places the organism in Eukaryota, Fungi, Glomeromycota, Glomeromycetes, Diversisporales, Acaulosporaceae.
AUGGAUUUGGAGAAUAAGAUCACACAAAUGCAAGAUGAGCUGAACAGCGGACCUAUCAGAAAGACCAAUUCUACGGUUGAUUGGGUGCCACGUGCGCCCGAAAAAUACUCGUUAACAGGUCAUAGAAAUCCAGUUACGCGAGUUACAUUUCACCCCGUGUUUUCCGUGUUGGCCUCCGCGUCAGAGGACACUACCAUAAAAAUUUGGGAUUAUGAGACUGGCGAAUUUGAGCGUACUCUUAAAGGACACACCAAAUCGGUUCAAGACAUAGCCUUUGAUCCAAAGGGACACCUUCUAGAUUCUGCACAAAAACGUUCUCGGGCCAUUUGGAAUGGGUGCGGAUGGUGUCGCCAAGCGAGGAUGGCAAGUGGAUCACCGCACGUCUUUGGGAUGUCACAUCUGGAGAAUCGAAGAUGGAAUUUAGAGGUCACGACCAUGUUGUGGAAUGUGCAAUUUUCGCCCCGGCUGCCGCAAUCCCUUUUAUACGAGAGAUGGUGGGACUUGUCGUCGAUGUAG